Pyricularia oryzae 70-15 is the source of this 1404-nucleotide messenger RNA. RefSeq lists its product as uncharacterized. NCBI's taxonomy places the organism in Eukaryota, Fungi, Ascomycota, Sordariomycetes, Magnaporthales, Pyriculariaceae. The record is from RefSeq and is a predicted model, not a curated record. Gene Ontology annotation, molecular function: aspartic-type endopeptidase activity. The coding region runs from base 1 to 1404 and encodes 467 amino acids. Gene Ontology annotation, biological process: proteolysis. The transcript has 3 exons.
AUGAAGAACACAGCACUCCUAGUUGCAACCGCCGCGGCGAGCGUUGCUGCAGUCGGCAUUGCUGAGAUCCCCCGUGAGCAAGUCUCCACCAGCUCGCAACCAUCAACCUCCGAUCCGGGCUUCGUAUCGUUUCCUAUAUACCACAGAUCAGUAUCGAAACCCAUCUUGAAGCGAAACACCGACGUCACCAUUUACAACAUCUCAUCCGUCAGCUAUCUCAUCCAGUUGAGCAUAGGAACACCUGGCCAACAGGUAAAGGUUGCCAUAGACACGGGGUCCGAUGAGCUUUGGGUGAAUCCCAACUGCACAGCGGUCAAAAGCCAAGACCAGAGAGCAGAAUGCAUCGCCGAUGGGCAGUAUAACCCGGGGCAGUCGAGCACCUCGCAAGUCUCGACAACAUCCAACAAUAUCCCCUACGGCAAGGGCGAUGUAAACAUUACAUACUACAAGGACUCUAUAUCCAUGUCCAACAGCAGCAUAUCCCUCACCAAUGUCAUUUUUGGCGUGGCCACGUCCAGCAAGGACCUGAACGAGGGAAUCAUGGGGUUGGGUUACGGCGACGGCGUGAACCUCCGGUACAACAACAUGGUGGACAGCCUCUUCCUCCAGAACGUGACCAAAAGCCGGGCGUUCUCGGUGGCGCUGGGGUCGGCAGAGGCCAGCAACAGCGGGGUGAUCUCGUUUGGCGGCGUCGACACCAAAAAGUUCUCGGGCAAGCUCGGGCAGAUGCCGAUCCUGGGCCCGCAGGGCAAGGAGGAGAUACGGAGGUACUGGGUGCCGAUGGACAGCAUCGCCAUGAGCAAGAACGGCGGCAACAAGACGUACAGCGGGGGCAACAUCCCCAUCGUCAUCGACUCGGGCUCCACGCUCAGCUACCUGCCGUCGAGCGUGGUCACGGCCAUGGCCAUGGACGCCAACGCGCUGUGGAACUCGGAGGGGGGCGUCUACUUUGUCAAGUGCGACAAGAUGCCGGCCGACGCCUCCUUCGACUUUAGCUUCAACAACGGCUCCUUCCGGAUCAGCGUGCCCUGGCGCAACUUCUUUUGGAACACGGGCGGCAACACGUGCGUCCUCGGCGCCGUGCCCAUCAAGUCGGGCAGCGUCACGGCCCUGCUGGGCGACAGCUUCAUGCGCUCCGUCUACACCGUCUUUGACCAGACCAGCAACAUGGUCUUCAUGGCCCCCUAUGCCAACUGCGGCAGCAACGAGCAGAUGAUCCCCGCGAGCCCCAGUGGUGCCGCCGCCAACUUUACCGGCGAGUGCUCCCCGGGCCAGGGGCUUCCUGAUCCAACCCCGCAAAAGAAUGCCGCCGGCAAGGCGUCUGGUGAACCGAGCAAGUUUGAGUUUUGGGCAUGUGCCGCGGUGCUCGUUGUGGGCCACUUGGUCUUUGGCAUGUUGUUAUGA